GCAGCCAUGAGGUUCCCUACCGUCACAGCUCACAGUAAGGAGUUGGCCACAUCUCAACAACUAAAGGCAUGCAGGGAGCAGCUUCUUACAAGAGAAGCGGAAAUCGCGGAGCUGAAAGCCGAAAGGAACAACACCAGGCUGCUGCUGGAACACCUGGAGAUCCUGGUUUCCCGGUAUGUGCCGUCCCUCGGGAUGACGCCGGGCCCGCAGCAGGCGCAGUCCCCAGCCAGCAUGACCAGCGAGGUGGAGCUGCUCAGGGCGCUGAGAUUGCUCUUUGAGCACCACAAGGCCCUGGACGAGAAGUUGAGAGAGCAACUGCGACAUGCUCUCGAAAGGUGUAGUUCCUUAGAAGAGGAAUUAAGGACCGCACACAAACAGGUGCAGAGCCUACCGCCCAGUGGGCAGGCCGAUGGCGACACUCUGCCUGUGAUGAUUCAGGAGCUGCUGGAUGCCAUCAACGAGGAGAUCUGCAGGGAGCGCUCGCCGCCCCAAAGCAGGCGGCACAGCCUGGCGUGCGAGGGAGACCGGCUGGGCGUCCUGACUCCGGCCUUCGAGAGUGACGAGGAUGUGUCUGACGGCAAGGGCGACGGAGUCACCCUCCUCAGCUCGGCCGAUCAGCUGCCGCCCUGUGGGCAGGCCGAUGCCGACUCUCCGCCUGUGAUGCUUCAUGAGCAGCUGGAUGCCAUCAGUGAAGAGAUCCGGUGGGAGACUGAGAGCAGGGCGGGCGGGGCGCGCUUAGGCAGCCUUCGGCGUUUUAAGUCACUGAGCUCCCUCAGCCUGUGUCCUGCCUCCUCACUUGCCGGCUCCUGCCCGCCCAGCAGGGGGCGCUCCCCACCCCGAGGGAGGCAGCACAGCCCGGAACUCCAGGGAGACUGGCUGGACGUCCUGACUCCGGUGCAGAGCCAGAGGGAGCAGGACUGGGAGUCCGCGCAGCAGGCCAGCGUGGAGGCAACCGUUGCCCAGGCCUUCGAGAGUGACGAGGAUGUGUCUGACGGCAAGGGCGACGGAGUCACCCUCCUCAGCUCGGCCGAUCAGCUGCCGCCCAGUGGGCAGGCCGAUGCCGACUCUCCGCCUGUGAUGCUUCAUGAGCAGCUGGAUGCCAUCAGUGAAGAGAUCCGGUGGAUCCAGGAGGAGAAGGAGAGCACGGAGCAGCGGGCCGAGGAGACUGAGAGCAGGGCGGGCGGGGCGUGCUUAGGCAGCCUUUGGUGUUUUAAGUCCCUGAGCUCCGACAACCUGUGUCCUGCCUCCUCACUUGCCGGCUCCUGCCCGCCCAGCAGGGAGCGCUCCCCGCCCCGAAGGAGGCGGCACAGCCCGGAGCUCCAGGGAGACCGGCUGGGCGUCAUGACUCUGCUGCCUGCUUUAAUGGAAGAGGAAGAAGACGACGAGACCACCAUCAAAGGUGAAACCUCGAGCCCUACCUCGCCACGGUCCCUUCGGCUGGACCGGCUGCACACGGGGGCGCUGCGCGCGGCCGGCCCCGAGGACGUCAGGGACGCCCGCAACUCGACCGGCUCUCAGGACAGCCCCGGGGGCAACCCCAGCAGCAGCACCAUCAGCCAGGACUCGCUGCAGAAAGCUGCGAAGAAGAAGGGCAUCAGGUCCUGCAUCGGCCGCUUGUUUGGCAAGAAGUAAAAGGGCCGGCCUGCUCCCGGCAGGGAGGCCUUAGGACCAGGAGCGGAGGAGGCAUCCGUCUUCUCGACCCCAGCUGCUGCUGCUCCGCAGGUGAUUCCUACAGAUGCACCUCCUGCAAGAGCUGUUGUCCUGCUGCUCGGGGGCUGCCUGAGUGUGCUCAGGAGCAUCAGACAAGUGGGGCUGCCAUGCCUGAUUCUGCGGGAGGGCCUGACGCUGGGGGAGGGCCUGACGCUGGGGGAGGGUCUGACGCUGGACUAG
This is a messenger RNA of Cervus elaphus (red deer), 1890 nucleotides long. Its product is annotated as liprin-alpha-1-like. The record is from RefSeq and is a predicted model, not a curated record. Gene Ontology annotation, biological process: synapse organization. NCBI's taxonomy places the organism in Eukaryota, Metazoa, Chordata, Mammalia, Artiodactyla, Cervidae. Gene Ontology annotation, cellular component: presynaptic active zone.